This is a messenger RNA of Paramecium sonneborni, 2735 nucleotides long. NCBI's taxonomy places the organism in Eukaryota, Ciliophora, Oligohymenophorea, Peniculida, Parameciidae. The record is from the annotation of a GenBank genome assembly.
AUGGGUAACGAACCCUGUUAAGGAAAUAGCAAGACAGAUUUUCUAAAUCAUCAUUCUAAGAUCCUUUCUGAACCUGGUUAAAUCCAGAAUAUGUAAAAAAAUCAAUGGAGAAUUGGUUUGCAACAUCCACAUCUUUUAUAAACUUUGGGAGGUUAACCUGAAGGAGAUUAAUUUAGAUAUUAUUUUGAGAUUUGUUCAAUAACCUUAUCCACUUUAUUAACAGAGAGAUAUGGAACCAAAAAAUACUUCCCAGAAGAAGAUUUAUAAGCAUUACUACUUGGGAUUGUUAGUGCUCUAAGUUUUCUUUAAGAGAAAGGACUAUCACAUGGAGGUAUAUAUAAAUAAUAAUUUUUAAGACAUUUGCACUUAAGAAAUAUUUUUUGAUUCAAAUAGUUCAAGCUUUAAAAUUCUAGACUCUAAUUUGAUUAAUGGAAGAGGGAAUUCAAUAGAUGAAUUUAUUAAUGGCAAAUUAAAGUAUUUGGCUCCUGAAAUCUUAGUGAAUCCUACUCAAAACAUCUCAGAAUACUAAUUACAUAAAAAUGACAUCUGGUGUUUGGGAAUGGUAAUUUUAGAAGCAGGUACAUUAAAAUCAAGUGAUUCCCUAUAUAAAAAUGGAUUAUAGUUAAAAUUUGUUUAAGAAAGAAUAAAUGAAAUUGGAACCAUUUAUGGAAGGUAAUUUGCAGAUAAUAUGAUGUUGAUGCUUAAUUUCAAUCCAAAUGAAAGAUUAGAUCCAGUUAAUUUAUUUAAUUAUCUUCUAGAAUAAUAGAGAAUUGUAAAUGAUUAAGAAUAAUAGUUAUAAUAAUAAUAUUAGUAACAAUUAUUGUAGUAACAAUUAAUUAAACAACAAUAACAAUAAUAAUUAAUUUAUUAAUAACAAUAAUUUAGAAAUGAUUAAAAGAUUUCCCAAUAUAGUCCAAGUUAGCAUUUUAGUCCAAUUUAAUAAUAUAGUCCAAUUUAAUAAUAUAGUCCAAUUUAAUAAUAUAGUCCAAUAUCUUAAUAAUAGUAACAGAACUUUUAAUAAAAUUAAUAUUAUUUUUAGUAAUAAUAAUAACAAUAUUAAUUUAAUUAAACUCAACAAUCUUCNGUUAAAAAUAUAAAUGGGUAACGAACCCUGUUAAGGAAAUAGCAAGACAGAUUUUCUAAAUCAUCAUUCUAAGAUCCUUUCUGAACCUGGUUAAAUCCAGAAUAUGUAAAAAAAUCAAUGGAGAAUUGGUUUGCAACAUCCACAUCUUUUAUAAACUUUGGGAGGUUAACCUGAAGGAGAUUAAUUUAGAUAUUAUUUUGAGAUUUGUUCAAUAACCUUAUCCACUUUAUUAACAGAGAGAUAUGGAACCAAAAAAUACUUCCCAGAAGAAGAUUUAUAAGCAUUACUACUUGGGAUUGUUAGUGCUCUAAGUUUUCUUUAAGAGAAAGGACUAUCACAUGGAGGUAUAUAUAAAUAAUAAUUUUUAAGACAUUUGCACUUAAGAAAUAUUUUUUGAUUCAAAUAGUUCAAGCUUUAAAAUUCUAGACUCUAAUUUGAUUAAUGGAAGAGGGAAUUCAAUAGAUGAAUUUAUUAAUGGCAAAUUAAAGUAUUUGGCUCCUGAAAUCUUAGUGAAUCCUACUCAAAACAUCUCAGAAUACUAAUUACAUAAAAAUGACAUCUGGUGUUUGGGAAUGGUAAUUUUAGAAGCAGGUACAUUAAAAUCAAGUGAUUCCCUAUAUAAAAAUGGAUUAUAGUUAAAAUUUGUUUAAGAAAGAAUAAAUGAAAUUGGAACCAUUUAUGGAAGGUAAUUUGCAGAUAAUAUGAUGUUGAUGCUUAAUUUCAAUCCAAAUGAAAGAUUAGAUCCAGUUAAUUUAUUUAAUUAUCUUCUAGAAUAAUAGAGAAUUGUAAAUGAUUAAGAAUAAUAGUUAUAAUAAUAAUAUUAGUAACAAUUAUUGUAGUAACAAUUAAUUAAACAACAAUAACAAUAAUAAUUAAUUUAUUAAUAACAAUAAUUUAGAAAUGAUUAAAAGAUUUCCCAAUAUAGUCCAAGUUAGCAUUUUAGUCCAAUUUAAUAAUAUAGUCCAAUUUAAUAAUAUAGUCCAAUUUAAUAAUAUAGUCCAAUAUCUUAAUAAUAGUAACAGAACUUUUAAUAAAAUUAAUAUUAUUUUUAGUAAUAAUAAUAACAAUAUUAAUUUAAUUAAACUCAACAAUCUUCACCAUAUAGAAAUUAAAUAUAAAUUUAACCAUAGAUUGUAAAUUAAUAAACUAGAAUUAAUUAUCAUUAAUAGAAGCCAUCUCAAGAUUUUAAGAUAGUUUAAUAUGAAAGUGGUAUUUCAAGAGAAACAACACCUAGUAGAAUAGUGAAAGUUUACAUUCAUCCAGAUGGAAAAAUAGAAAAUUAAGAAAAAUCACAUUCAGCAUCGCGAAUGGGUAUAAAUUAUAGAUAUAUAUAAUUUUAGUAAAAAAUUCACGUUAUUAAUAAAAAUAUACACCAUAAAAGAAUUCUAGUCCAAUUUAGUAAUAAUUUAAUUCAGGCUUUUAAUCGCAAUUAAUUUAAUAGAGAUAAAUUGUUUAUUGUAAUAAAGAAAAUUUGGCUCCAAAGAUAACAAAUGAGUAGAAUAUGAUGAAAUUGAAAUCAGAGAUUGAAAAAUCGAGAUUAUUAAUUUAAUAAUAUAAUUAAUAAAAACCUUCAAUUUAAGGUGAUAAAAUUGAAGAAAGAAAAAGAAAAGUUAUAGGUUAAUCUUAAGGAUUAAGAGAAAACUUUUAAUGA